Prunus armeniaca (apricot) is the source of this 675-nucleotide messenger RNA. Lineage: Eukaryota; Viridiplantae; Streptophyta; Magnoliopsida; Rosales; Rosaceae. The record is from the annotation of a GenBank genome assembly.
AUGGUGAUGGCUGCUGCAGAUUCACAGUUUCAUGUUUUAGCUGUUGAUGACAGCCUCAUAGAUCGCAAACUGAUUGAGAGGCUCCUCAAGACCUCUUCAUAUCAAGUUACUACAGUUGAUUCUGGUAGCAAGGCUCUAGAGUUUCUGGGUUUGUAUGAGGAUGACCAAAGCAGUCCAGAUUCACCUUCUGUUUCCCCAAGCAAUCAACAGGAAGUGGGAGUGAAUCUUGUUAUUACAGACUAUUGUAUGCCUGGCAUGACAGGAUAUGAUUUGCUCAAGAAAAUCAAGGAAUCUUCAUCUCUGAGAAACAUACCAGUUGUGAUCAUGUCAUCUGAGAAUGUGCCUUCAAGAAUCAACAGAUGCUUGGAAGAAGGGGCUGAAGAAUUUUUCUUAAAGCCAGUGAGGCUAUCAGACUUGAGUAGGCUUAGACCCCAUAUCAUGAAAACCAAGUCCAAGGAUCAAAACCAAGGAAAGGAAGAAAAUGAAGAAAAACAAGAAGAAUCAUCUGAAAGCUCAGAGGCUUCACAGGAGCAGGAUCAACAAGUAGUAGAUCAACAUCAACAACAACAACCACCCCCAGUACCAGCAAACAGUAACAAGAGGAAGGCCAUGGAAGAGGGGCUUUCACCUGAUAGAACUAGACCAAGAUACAAUGGCAUAACCACUGUGGUUUGA